Messenger RNA from Xiphophorus hellerii (green swordtail), 4279 nucleotides. RefSeq names its product cadherin 2, type 1, N-cadherin (neuronal) (gene cdh2). The record is from RefSeq and is a predicted model, not a curated record. The transcript is spliced from 16 exons. Gene Ontology annotation, molecular function: cadherin binding; calcium ion binding; beta-catenin binding. Gene Ontology annotation, biological process: homophilic cell-cell adhesion; cell migration; synapse assembly. NCBI's taxonomy places the organism in Eukaryota, Metazoa, Chordata, Actinopteri, Cyprinodontiformes, Poeciliidae. Gene Ontology annotation, cellular component: catenin complex; adherens junction; postsynaptic density. Bases 231 to 2951 code for a protein of 906 amino acids.
AGUGCUCUGCCUCAGUACGGACCGGUUUCGACAGACAGAGGAGGAGGCUCCUACAUGCUGCCGACAUCGUUUCUCCUCCUGCUGCUGCUGCCUUUCUUUCACGGGGAGCGUUUCCGAGGCCACUCUUGAACCGAACGGAUAUUCUUUUAUUUUUUAUUUAUCCAGAUCUGUUUUUCAAUAUUUUCCACGGAUUCCGAAGAGGGGAAAUAACAGGAGCGUCGGGCGUACAAAUGUUCUCGUUACACGAGGGUAGCGGGCUGCUUCUGCUCUUGCUCUUAGCAGGACUGCAGGGUGCAGCAGAGGCCAGGGGUGCCCCACCAUGCAGUCCGGGCUUCUCUGAAGAUCUGUACACGGUUGUGGUGCCAGAUAUCACGGAGAAAGGAUGGCCUCUUUUCAACGUGAAGUUUGUCAGCUGUGGCAGAGGUGGUCUGGUGCGGUUUGAAUGCAGCAAUCCAUCUGACUUUCGGAUAGAGGACAACGGAGUAGUUUACGCUGCAAGGACUCUUCAGCGCACUCCAGCCCCUGCUUCGCCCUUGCUGAUCAAGGCUGUAGACACCACCACUCAGCAACAAUGGGUGACACAAGUCAAAAUGAUGCCUCCCACACAGGUCCAGGAACUCGCCGUCCCUCCAGUCAUGUCCAAAAAUUUCAAGGAAAUAGUUUUUCCAUCACAAAAUGUGGACAGCACUCUGAAACGCAUAAAGAGAGACUGGGUCAUCCCUCCAAUCAAUGUUCCUGAGAACUCCAGAGGCGAAUUCCCGCAGGAGCUUGUCCGGAUUCGCUCAGAUCAUGAUAAAAACCGGUCCCUAAGAUACAGUGUGACGGGUCCAGGUGCUGACCAGCCCCCAACUGGAAUCUUUACCAUCAAUCCCAUUUCUGGAGAGCUAUCUGUCAACAAGCCACUUGAUCGAGAACACAUCCCUAGCUUUCAUCUGAGAGCUCAUGCAGUAGACCUGAAUGGCAACCAGGUGGAAAACCCCAUAGAUAUUGUGAUCAACGUAAUUGACAUGAAUGACAACCGACCAGAGUUCACUCACCAAAUCUGGAACGGAACUGUUCCAGAGGGCUCCAAACCAGGAACAUUUGUUAUGACUGUGACAUCUAUCGACAAAGACGACCCCAAAUCAGCGAACGGCAUUCUUCGAUACAAGAUCUUGUCUCAGAAUCCAGAGAGUCCGUCUAGUAAUAUGUUCACUAUCAACAAUAAAACUGGAGGCAUCGUUACAGUGGCUGCAGGCCUGGACAGAGAGAAAGUGCCUCAGUAUACAUUGAUCAUCCAGGCAACUGACAUGGAGGGUAACCCCAUGUAUGGCCUGUCCAACACAGCCACUGCUGUCAUCAGAGUCACUGACAUCAAUGACAAUCCGCCAGAGUUUACUGCUGAGACGUUUUAUGGGGAGGUGCCUGAGAAUGCCGUGAAUGUUAUAGUGGCCAACCUGACGGUGACUGACAAGGACCAGCCCAACACACCUGCCUGGAAUGCGGUGUAUAAAAUCACCGGGGGCGACCCCACCGGCAGGUUCUCAGUGCCCACCGAUCCAAAUACUAAUGUGGGUCUGGUAACAGUUGUUAAGCCCAUUGACUAUGAAAUCAACAGACAGUAUGUGCUAACAGUGGAAGCGAGAAAUGAGGUUUCCCUGGCCAGAGGUAUUCACCCUCCCAAACAGUCCACUGCCACCGUCUCCAUCAAAGUAACGGAUGUCAAUGAGAGUCCUUACUUUGAUCCCAACCCCAAGCUGAUCAGGCUGGAAGAGGGAAUGUUGCCCGAAACGACGCUGACCAUGUUCACUGCACAAGAUCCAGAUCGACACAUGCUGCAAACCAUUAGAUAUUCUAAGCUCUCAGAUCUGGCCAACUGGCUGAGGAUUGACCCCGGCACUGGUCGGAUUUCAACAAUUGCCAUUUUGGACAGAGAGUCGCCCUAUGUGAAGAACAGUUUAUACAAUGCAACAUUCCUGGCCACAGACAACGGAAAAAUCCCAGCAAGCGGCACAGGCACCCUUCAGAUCUACCUGGUGGAUAUCAACGACAAUGCGCCAAAGGUGUACCCCCAUGAGGCAGAGAUAUGUGAAAAACCCGAGCCAAAUGCCAUCAACAUCACCGCGCUGGAUGGAGACCUGAACCCCAAUGCGGGCCCUUUUGCCUUCGAGUUGCCCCACAGGCCCCAGGACGUCAAGAAGAACUGGACCCUAACGAGACUAAACGGUGACUAUGCUCAGAUGAGCCUUAAGAUUGGCUUCCUGGAAAGUGGGAUCUAUGAGGUCCCCAUCAUAAUCACAGACUCAGGCAACCUGCCCAUGUCUAAUACCUCCUACCUGCGGAUUAAAGUGUGUCAGUGCGACAUGAACGGAGACUGCACUGACCAGCAGCACAUCAUGGCCGCUGGUCUGGGCACUGGAGCCAUUAUAUCCAUCCUCCUCUGCAUCAUCAUCCUUCUCAUUCUCGUGUUAAUGUUUGUGGUGUGGAUGAAGCGUCGUGACAAAGAGCGUCAGGCCAAACAGCUGCUCAUCGACCCCGAAGAUGACGUGAGGGACAAUAUUCUCAAAUAUGAUGAAGAAGGUGGUGGAGAAGAGGAUCAAGAUUAUGACCUGAGUCAGCUCCAGCAGCCAGACACGUUAGAGCCCGAUGCCAUCAAGCCAGUGGGAAUCCGCCGUCUAGACGAGAGACCCCUCCACCCCGAGCCGCAGUAUCCAAUGAGGUCAGCAGCACCCCAUCCAGGAGACAUCGGAGACUUCAUCAAUGAGGGACUGAAGGCAGCUGACAAUGACCCCACUGCUCCUCCCUACGACUCUCUGCUAGUGUUCGAUUACGAGGGCAGCGGCUCCACGGCUGGCUCCCUAAGCUCGCUCAACUCCUCCAGCAGCGGGGGCGACCAGGACUACGAUUAUCUGAACGACUGGGGCCCUCGCUUCAGAAAACUGGCAGACAUGUAUGGCGGAAGCGACGAUUAGGAGACGCAGGCUCACCUUGACGGAUAAAAAGUUACGAUUUUUUAAAAAAAACGAAGGAAAGAUUUCCCGUUGAAGGACACAUAACAGCUUCUGAUAUUCCCAUGAGAGUGAUAGAACUGUGACUGAAAAGAUACAAAUAAUAAACAUUGAUUUCAGAAUUUUUUUCUAAAAACGAAACACAAAAAAACAAAAAAACAACCAACCUAGGCUUAUUGUUGUAGUAUACGCAUACAUACGCUUGUCGAAAGCUUAGGCAUAGCCUGUGCUCCAAGUAUGAAGGAUGUGGGGAGAUAACGCUCGGUGGACUGUCACCACUCAGAUUGUCGGUAUUGAAUGCGCUCAGUUAAACUUGAAUUUCACAGUACAGAAGCACUGGGAUAUAAUGUGCCUUUUUGUACAUUUUUUUGGAUCUAAAUGAUUAGUUUUAUGUUCAAGGCUUUAAUGGUACUGACUUUUGGAGUGAUUUCAAACAAAGUAUGUUACACUCUGGUAUGCUUCUACGUGCUUUUUUUCUUUUCUUUAUUUUUUUUGAUUACCCAAUGCUCCUGUUUUGAAGAAGGAAAAUGAUUAAGAGCAGCACUGUACAGUAUGCUAGACCUUUAGCGUUUCUCACUAAAAAAUUAAAAUCAUGCAGCUGAUUGCAAAUAAAGGGAGUUAUAAAUCACACUUUUGUAGCAUUUUUUUUUGUUUUCCUUUUCAAUUUCUUUUCUUUUUGAGGUGAUGUAGUAUUUUACAAAUGCAACAAAAACUGUUUUGAUCUGAUCUAUGUACACUUAAUUUGCCUUAGUCAUGAUCUGAUAUUUUCAACAUUUACUUCACUGUAAAAAGAUGUGUGUGUGUGUACAUACUGUUUUGUUUUACUUUCUCUUUUUUUUUUUCUUUGGAUGUAGUAUUAUGAAGCAGUACAAAAGUUCCAAACUUGUAAAUGUAUAAUUUGGAUAAGAAAUAAAAAUUUUUGCAUGUUUUUAUCUUUUCAUGACAACAAAAAUUUGAGAAAAAAAAAACUGUUUCCCAAAUUUAUUUAAAAGUGAAAAAAUGCAAUUCUGGGUGACAUUACAUGUGUAGAAGUUAAAGUUUUUUUGUUGUUUUUUUUUUUUUGUAUAAAAAAAGAAAUAAAAAAAAUAAAAUGACAAAAAAAAUAUCAAAGUAGUGAUCUUGUCAGCACAACAUUUGAAUUUGUACCAAAAAAGGGAGAGUGGGCUGGGUAACAUGCUAAUGGGCACUGACUAAUGAUUCAGCUUUAAGACUGGAAAAGGUUUUGGUGUGUACUGGAACACAAAUUAUACAUCUCUGAUCCCCAAUCAUCCAAAUAAAAUGCUGAUUUUGGA